AUGGAUUGUUCAAUCUGCAGUGCCAUGCCAUUCAUUUUAAGGCCACCGAGAAAUACAAUCUGCGCAUCCUGCUACGAAGCCGCGAAAACCAUAAUCACCUUCACCAACAAAUAUGACAGUAGCGACAACAAUAAGGGGAUAUUGGACAACAACAAGCAAACCAAUUAUGCAGUUUCUCCCGCCAAGGGGUUUACUAAUGCAUUGAAAUGGGUGAAAGAAAUGAAAGAGAUGGAAGAGGAACUAAACGAAAAGCUAAACUUCCUGAGUGGAUUUGUUGCUGCAUUUAGGCAUCAGAUUCACCCAGAUAUUCUUGUCAAACCUGGAAAUAAUGGACCCCCUUUACCAGCGCACAGAGCAUUAUUGGCAGCAAGAUCUGACAUUUUCAGAAACCUGUUAGACUCAGACGGGUGCAAAGCAGCUCCAACAGACACCAUAACAUUUGAAGAAUUGAAUUAUGAAGAACUCGAAUCCCUUCUGGAGUUCCUAUACAGUGGAGAUUUGGCGACAGAUAAGGUGGAAAAACACGUUUACUCGUUGUCAAUCGCUGCAGACAAGUAUGAAAUCCCGUUUCUACAGAAAUUCUGCGAGCAUCAAAUGCUGGGAUCAUUAAACACAUCGAAUGUUCUUGAUAUCCUAGAAAUAGCAGAUACUUGUUCCAACCCAUCUUUAAAGGAGACUGCCCUGAAUUUCAUUGUCAAAAACAUGGAAGAUGUUGUGUUUUCGGAUAGAUUUGACGCAUUUGCGCUCAAGAAUCCUCAUUUGACUGUACAGAUCACAAGGGCUUCUUUCAUGGACAUUAAAAAUAAGAGAAGCCCAAUCUGA
Messenger RNA from Oldenlandia corymbosa var. corymbosa, 822 nucleotides. The record is from the annotation of a GenBank genome assembly. Lineage: Eukaryota; Viridiplantae; Streptophyta; Magnoliopsida; Gentianales; Rubiaceae.